UGGUUACAGUACUGUUGCACCAUGUGAGGUGAUCUCAACUGCUCUCUUCUUGGCAUUAAAGUUGCUUUCUUUCCCACCACAUUUAUUUCACAUACCAAACCACUUCCCAUAUAUCAUUACUCUCUCUCUCUCUUUUAUCUGCCCAUUUAUUCUCUCUCCUCUUCUGUUAGAUCUCACUCCCUAGUGGGAGAGAGAAAGAGAGAGUAUGGCUCCAGUUCAAGAGAAUUUCUGCCAAAUGAAGAAGCUGCUAAAUGCAUGUCUACUCCUAGUUUUCAUCACUUCAACAUUGAUUUCCACAGCUCAAUCUCAAAAUCACCACCUUUUUAGCAGAUCAAGAUUGCUCCUUGAGUUAGAAGAUGACAGCAGCAGCAGCAAUGAUCAGCCAAUCAUCACCAAGAAAACCACCACAACCACCAAAAACCACUCAAAACUCAUCAAACCAUCUUCCUCAAAUUCAUCCAAGAAUCAAACCAAACUCACCAAAACCCCAAACCUCUCUCCCAAAAACCAAACCAAACUCCCCAAAACCCCAAACCCUUCUCCCAAAAACCAAACCAAACUCUCCAAAAACCAAACCAAAGACUCAGCCUUUGAGGGGAUCACCAAGAACCAAACAAAACUCAUAAAAUCACUCCCAAAUCCCCCCAAAAACAAGACCACCAAAACCACCCCUUCAUCACCCACAAACCCCAAAUCCCAGAUCAAGAAACCCUCAGACCAAUCCAAGAUCAAAACUUUAACCAAAACCCAGAUCAAGAAACCCUCAGACCAAUCCAAGAUCAAAACUUUACCAAAAACCCAUCACCACAAGGCUCUAGAAGAGCCAGAAGAAGAAGACCUCGUUUCAGAAUUCACAGACCUCCCAUCAAAAUUCCAAGAAACAUUCCUCCCAGACAUGGAGAGAAUCUCCAAAACCUCCAAAACCUACCUCAACAAAUACAACUCCCAAUUCACAACCAACUUCAAACCCUACGUCGGAAGCCGCUACGCCUCCACCGCCGCCUCCGCCAUCUCUUUCGCAUUCAUCACAAUCCCACUAAUCCUCGUCUCCCUCCUCUUCACCAAGAUCACCGCCUACUUCUCCCUCCAAAAACUCAUCCUCUUCAUCCAAAUCUACCUCUCCAUAUACUUCUCAAUCCUCUCCAUAGCCGCAUUGGCCACCAAUCUGGAGCCCCUGAGGCUAUUCUACGCGGCGGCGCAGUCGGCCUACAUGGCGGUGCAGGUGCUGCAAACCCUAGGGUACGUGUUGUACCUGCUGCUGCUGAUCAUGUACCUCGUGCUGGUGUUCUCGACGGAGAGUGGCGCGGCGGCGAGGGCACUGGGGCUGGGGCAGACGGCGGUGGGGCUCGCGGUGGGGCUGCAUUACUACACCGCGGUGUUCCAUCGGGCCGUGCUGCGCCAGCCGCCGAGGGCCAGCUGGAAGGUGCAUGCGGUUUACGCCACGUGUUUCGUUGUGAUUUGUUCGCUGGGGAGGCUUGAUAGGAGGAAGAAGGCUUAUUUGGAAGAGGGUGGUGAGGAGGGGAAGAAGAGUUAACUUUUUUUUUUAAAUGGGGAAUUUAUAAUUAUAUGAAUCAUAUUCAAAGUAAUUUAUUGUGGUUAUAAUUGUUAUUUAUAUGAAAGGAUUUCAUUUGAGUUAA
This is a messenger RNA of Salvia splendens (bonfire salvia), 1637 nucleotides long. RefSeq lists its product as uncharacterized. The record is from RefSeq and is a predicted model, not a curated record. Bases 206 to 1534 code for a protein of 442 amino acids. The transcript has a single exon. NCBI's taxonomy places the organism in Eukaryota, Viridiplantae, Streptophyta, Magnoliopsida, Lamiales, Lamiaceae.